Molecule: messenger RNA, 4232 nt
Organism: Orycteropus afer afer
Lineage: Eukaryota; Metazoa; Chordata; Mammalia; Tubulidentata; Orycteropodidae
Source: RefSeq, a predicted model, not a curated record
GCCUGCAUGGAUGUCUUCAGCUUUGUGAAGAUUGCAAAGCUCUCGAGCCACAGGACGAAGUCUUCAGGCUGGCCACCUCCCUCAGGAACCUGGGCCUUGAACCAGGUGCCGCCCUAUGGAUGGGAGAUGACGGCAAACCGAGACGGGCGAGACUGCUUCAUCAACCACAUGACACAGGCCAUCCCAUUUGAUGACCCGCGCUUGGAAAGCUGCCAAAUCAUCCCUCCGGCUCCCCGGAAGAUAGAGAUGAGGAGGGACCCUGUGCUGGGAUUUGGUUUCGUGGCAGGGAGUGAAAAGCCAGUGGUCGUUCGCUCAGUAACUCCAGGUGGCCCCUCAGAAGGAAAGCUGAUCCCGGGAGAUCAGAUUGUGAUGAUUAAUGAUGAGCCAGUCAGUGCUGCGCCGAGGGAGCGGGUCAUCGACCUGGUCAGAAGCUGCAAAGAAUCGAUACUCCUCACUGUCAUUCAGCCUUAUCCUUCUCCCAAAUCAGCAUUUAUUAGUGCUGCAAAGAAGGCAAGAUUGAAGUCCAACCCAGUCAAAGUGCGCUUCUCUGAGGAGGUCAUCAUCAAUGGCCAAGUGUCGGAAACCGUUAAGGACAAUUCACUUCUUUUUAUGCCAAAUGUUUUGAAAGUCUAUCUGGAAAAUGGGCAGACCAAAUCAUUCCGUUUUGACUGCAGCACCUCCAUAAAGGAUGUCAUCUUAACCCUUCAAGAGAAGCUCUCCAUCAAGGGCAUAGAACACUUCUCCCUCAUGCUGGAGCAGAGGACGGAAGGCGCCGGGACCAAGUUGCUUUUGCUUCAUGAGCAGGAGACCCUAACUCAGGUGACACAGAGGCCUAGCUCCCACAAGAUGAGGUGUCUUUUCCGAAUUAGCUUCGUCCCAAAGGACCCCAUUGACCUUUUAAGGAGAGACCCAGUCGCUUUCGAGUAUCUCUAUGUUCAGAGCUGCAACGAUGUCGUUCAGGAGCGAUUUGGGCCGGAGCUGAAAUAUGACAUUGCCCUGCGGCUGGCAGCAUUACAAAUGUAUAUUGCCACCGUUACCACCAAGCAGACGCAGAAAAUCUCCCUCAAAUACAUCGAAAAAGAAUGGGGAUUAGAGACUUUUCUUCCUUCUGCGGUGCUGCAAAGCAUGAAAGAGAAGAACAUAAAGAAAGCACUUUCACACCUUGUCAAAGCGAAUCAAAACUUGGUACCACCGGGUAAAAAGCUCUCUGCACUGCAAGCCAAGGUCCAUUACCUCAAGUUCCUCAGUGACCUUCGAUUGUACGGGGGUCGUGUGUUCAAGGCAACGUUAGUGCAGGCAGAAAAGCGCUCAGAAGUGACUCUCCUGGUUGGGCCUCGGUAUGGCAUAAGCCAUGUCAUCAACACCAAAACCAAUCUAGUGGCUCUUUUAGCUGACUUUAGCCACGUCAACAGAAUCGAAAUGUUUACCGAAGAGGAGAGCUUGGUGAGGGUGGAGCUCCAUGUACUAGAUGUAAAGCCCAUCACACUCCUGAUGGAAUCAUCAGAUGCCAUGAACCUGGCCUGCCUGACAGCUGGCUACUACCGGUUACUUGUGGAUUCCAGGAGGUCAAUAUUUAACAUGGCCAACAAGAAAAACAAUACAGGGACCCAGGAAACAGGAACUGAGAGUAAAGGCAAGCAUAACCUCCUUGGCCCAGAGUGGAGCUGUAUACCCCAAAUGACCACCUUUAUUGGUGAAGGGGAGCAAGAAGCCCAGAUAACAUACAUAGAUGCAAAGCAGAAGACAGUUGACAUUACAGAUGGCACCUUGUGCCCCAAAGACCACCGGCACUUGUACAUAGACAAUGCCUAUAAUUCUGAGGAACUGAAUCCACAGCUGGCCCAGCCAGGUGAUGCCCCCUGUGAGGCAGACUACAGAAGUCUAUCCCAGCGCUCUCUGUUGACCCUUUCCGGACCGGAAACUCUAAAGAAAGCACAGGAGUCUCCGAGAGGAGCAAAAGUGUCCUUUAUUUUUGGAGAUCUUGCCUUGGAUGAUGGCAUGAGCCCCCCGACUCUUGGCUAUGAAAGACUGUUGGAUGAGAGUCCAGAGAUGCUGGAGAAGCAGAGGAACCUCUACAUCAGCAGUGCCAAUGACAUGAAGACCCUGGACCUCACUCCCGAUGCAGAGGGCAUCCAGUUUGUGGCAAAUUCUGUUUAUGCAAAUAUAGGUGACGUGAAGAACUUUGAGGCCACUGAAGGGAUCGAAGAGCCACUCCUGCAUGACAUCUGCUAUGCAGAAAACACUGAUGAUGCAGAGGACGAGGAUGAAGUGAGCUGCGAGGAGGACCUCGUGGUGGGAGAGAUGGACCAGCCGCCCAUCCUCAACCUAGCUGGGUCCAGUGAUGACAUCAUUGACCUCACGUCCCUACCCCCUCCAGAGGGUGAUGACAAUGAAGAUGACUUCCUGUUACGUUCCUUGAACAUGGCUAUCGCUGCACCCCCACCUGGCUUUAGAGACAGCUCAGAUGAGGAGGACUCUCAGAGCCAAGCAACUUCCUUCCACGAGGACAAGGAGCAAGGUGGCAGCCUGCAAAACGAUGAGAUCCCCGUGUCCCUCAUCGACGCUGUGCCCACUAGCGCCGAAGGGAAGUGUGAGAAGGGGCUGGACAAUGCUGUCGUCUCCACACUGGAAACUCUAGAAGCUCUGUCCGUGUCAGAAGAACAACAGACCAGUGACAAUUCAGGUGUAGCCAUCUUACGGGCUUAUAGUCCUGAGUCUUCAUCAGACUCGGGCAAUGAAACUAACUCUUCUGAAAUGACGGAGAGUUCUGAACUGGCCACAGCACAGAAGCAGUCAGAAAACCUCUCCCGCAUGUUCUUGGCCACUCACGAAGGCUACCACCCACUUGCUGAAGAACAGACAGAGUUUCCCACCUCCAAACCCCCCACUGGGGGCUUGCCUCCAAAGUCCUCCCAUACCCUGGCGGCUCGAGCAGUGACCGACCUCCCGCCCAAAGUUGUGCCUUCCAAGCAGAUUCUUCACUCAGACCACAUGGAGAUGGAGCCUGAAACCAUGGAGACCAAGUCGGUCACAGACUAUUUUAGCAAACUGCACAUGGGACCGGUGGCAUAUUCUUGCACCAGCAAAAGGAAAAGCAAACUGGCCAACGGGGAGGGGAAAACACCCCCAAAUGGGAACUUGCCAGGGAAAAAACAGCAGGGGACCAAAACAGCUGAGGUGGAGGAGGACGCCAAAGGUACAUUUGGUACUGUGUCUUCAAGGGACAGUCACCACGUAAGCACUUUUAAUCUGGAAAGAACUGCCUUUCGCAAGGACAGCCAAAGAUGGUAUGUGGCCACUGAAGGUGGGGUGGCUGAAAAAACUGGGCUGGAAGCAACAACAGGAAAAACCUUCGCAAGAGCUUCUGGUCUUGGGCCAAGGGAGGCCGAAGGGAAGGAGGAAGGGGCUCCGGAUGGAGAAGGCAGUGAUGCUUCUGGACUUGGCCAAGGGGACCGCUUCUUAACUGAUAUGACCUGUGUAUCAUCAGCCAAAGACCUGAAUAGCCCAGAGGAUGUUGACUCAUCCACCCAUGACCAUCCUCCCAAGCUCCCAGAGGCCGAAGAGAGCGUGGCCCGGCUUUGUGAAUACCACUUGGCUAAGCGGAUGUCGUCCCUGCAGAGCGAGGGCCACUUUUCUUUACAGAGCUCUCAAGGCUCUUCGGUGGACGCGGGCUGUGGCACGGGCAGCAGCAGCAGCACCUGUGCCACACCAGUGGAGUCCCCACUCUGCGCCUCCAUCGGAAAGCAUCUGCUACCUGACGCUCCGGGGAAAGGCGUGAGCUAUAUCCCUUCAGAGGAGAGAGCCCCUGGGCUUCCCAACCACGGAGCCAACUUUAAGGAAGUGCACCCUCAGUCAGAGGGGAUGUGUCCGCGGAUGACAGUGCCUACGAUGCACACAGCCGUUAAUGCCGAACCCUUGUUUGGCACUUUGAGAGACGGUUGUCAUCGGCUCCCCAAGAUUAAGGAAACCACAGUGUAGCUUUGACAGAGCCUGGGAAGGAGAGACAAGGAGGCAUGCCUUCAGCUUGGUCUCAACAUCCUGAUGCUGAUCCCAUCCUGCUACCAUCAACCAUUCACUUGGAAUCAAAGGUGCCAAUUGAAAAUCAAGACCCUAAUGAUUUCUCCCAAGCAAGCCAGGCAUACGGAGGGGCUGUGAGCUGGAAGGCACUGGAUCUGAGAGAGGGGAGCCUCAGGACACCACCUAGCCAGAGGGUGCUGAGACGCAGCAGCAGU